Messenger RNA from Meira miltonrushii, 1911 nucleotides. Its product is annotated as zf-UBP-domain-containing protein. The transcript is spliced from 2 exons. Gene Ontology annotation, molecular function: zinc ion binding; ubiquitin protein ligase activity. The coding region runs from base 1 to 1809 and encodes 602 amino acids. The record is from RefSeq and is a predicted model, not a curated record. Lineage: Eukaryota; Fungi; Basidiomycota; Exobasidiomycetes; Exobasidiales; Brachybasidiaceae. Gene Ontology annotation, biological process: Ras protein signal transduction; protein ubiquitination. Gene Ontology annotation, cellular component: cytoplasm.
AUGCCGGGAUCGCCGGUAGCCUCAAAGUCGCUCUCUCCCUCAGCAAUCUCCACUCCUGUUUCGAGAUUCGUCAAAGAAAGUUCUUUCAGGAUAGAAGAUGAUGACGAAAGCGAAAGAAAAGAUGGCAGAAAGUCAGGCUCAUUGGAUGUAUCUUUCGGAAUCGUCCAUUUAUUCAGAGAUGACGACUCUCUAAAGGCAACAAACGCAAAGACAUCCACAACACUCGAAGACGAUACAGGCAGCAUAUUGGCCGUUUUGGGAGUACCAUCGUACAUUGGACCUGCAGAUUUUCUGCAGCUGAUCGAGCCAGCAGCGAAUGCGAUCAGUCAAGUACGAAUGAUCAGGGAAGAAACAGCAGGAAGAUGUAUGGUUUUACUCAAGUUCAGAGAUGCUGCCAAUGCGGAGGAGUUUCAUAAGAUGUAUGCUGAUCAGCCUUUUGAUCCUACAGAAGAUCCAGAUGAGCUGUGUCGAGUGGUCUACGUAACAAAAGUCACUGUUUCCACCACAUCCACAUUACCCUAUGCAUACCCCUUGCUGGCAAAUAGCGAUCCUUGGCCGAUCAUUGCACCUGAACGGGGCAAUACGUCAACAUCAGCCGCCAAUUCAAUCCAACGGAUUCCGUCACUUUCAGAAUUACCAACGUGUCCGGUUUGCUUGGAGCGUAUGGAUUCAAGUGUGACUGGAUUGAUGACAGUCACAUGUCAACAUACCUUCCAUUGUUCUUGUUUGAGCAGAUGGUCCGAUUCACGUUGUCCGGUCUGUCGUUAUACACAAUCAAGAUUGACAAAGAAAGGUCACAUCUUACCUUUUUUCGUGCCAGAACAUGGUUGUUGUGCAGUAUGCGGGACGGGGAGUGAUUUAUGGGUUUGCUUGAUUUGUGCUACUGUGGGAUGUGGAAGAUAUAAAGCGGGUCAUGCCCAUCGACAUUUCAAAGAGACUGGGCAUCUGUACAGCCUGGAACUUGAAUCACAACGUGUUUGGGAUUAUGCCGGUGAUGGAUACGUACAUAGACUCAUCCAAAGCAAAGCAGAAUUUGGUGUGCUGGAUGAAGCCAGUGGUAGUAUGGAUCGUGCCGGAGAAUCAGGUUCAACUGCGCCCGGAGGACAAAGUAUGGCUGAUGUAGAAGACAAGAUGGAAGCUUUGGGGCUGGAAUAUUCGCAUCUUCUCAGUACGCAGCUGGAAAGUCAACGUGCCUUCUAUGAAGAUCAAGUACGAGCGCAUCAACAAAAAGUUGAAAGUUCUGAGGAGAUAAAUACAAGAACAGCGUUGGCUUUGGACCAAUCUCAGAAAGAGAGGGAGGAACUACGAAAUCGUUUGGAGGCAGUAACAAGCCGGCAUGAUCAUCUUCAAACCAAUCUUGAAGUUAGCUUGAAACGGAUCAAGAAACUCGAUGAAGAUCUUCGUGGUGAACGUUUGAUGGCACAGGGUCUGGUCUCACGCAUCGAAAAGAUGACAAGUGAGGAUAAAGGAUGGCAAAAAGAAAUCGAAAGCUUACGAUCCGAGAAUGCAGAACUUAAGGAACAAGUACGGGAUUUGAUGUUCUUUGUUGAAGCAAGAGCAAAGGUAGAACACGAAGGAGGGGAAGAACUAAGGGAGGGAGACGUACAGAUGGGUGGAAGACAAAAUGCUUCGGCAGGCUCUGCCAAUGCAAAAAAGAAAAAGAAGAAAGUUGCCAAGAAGCCGCCAAUGCAGAACAGGGAAGGACAGCCGUCAAGUGCUCCUACAACCGAACAAGCAGAAGAGAUUGCCGAGGUAAACGAGGAGAACAGCCCUCAAGAGAAUGAGGAGGCAGAUGGAAACGAAGCCUAAUUUUUGUAUAUUUUGCGAUUCCCGGGUAAAGAUAUAUAUUGUACAAUGCGGGCGACUCUAUUGGAUGUAUAUUAUACAAUGACUGUUAUGAAUCAAUGGGAG